AUGAAUGAAACUUUUGAAUAAUGUCUAUCCAUGCAAUCUGGCAAAAAUAAGAGUUAACGAAGUCCGAUAUAAGUCAAAUUUGUUACUUAACGUAGUUUUUAAACAAAUAAAUAAACUAAUUCUGAUAAUGAAUAGUAACGAUUACUUUUGGAUUAUUCAAGAUAAGGAUUAAUUAUUUUUAAUGUAAUUUAUGAUUUAUCAUUAAAGGAUGGAAUGAUAUGGAAUGGUCUUUUACAUCUAAUGUUAAAUGAAAAUAAACUAAAAGAAUUUGACACAAAUAUUUUAAAAAAAACUCCAUUACUAUAAAAUCUAUCUUUGGAGAAUAAUUAAUUGUAAAUUUUUGGACCUAUUGAAUUUAAUGAUGUUCCUAAAUUAUCAACUCUUAAUAUAGCAAGAAAUCUUUUGAAAUAAAUAGAUCCUUCUAUAUGUAAAUUACAUCUUAAAAAACUGUAUUUAUAAUAAAAUUACUUUACUAAUAUAAGUAAACAAAUUAUGGACUUAAGCUAUACUUUAGAAGUAUUAGGUUUGGGUUGGGGCAUAUUUUGUUAAUCUUAAUUUGAUUUUUUAUUAGAGGAUUAGAAGUUGAAAGUAUUUUUUACAUUGGUGGAAGCUAUGUCUAAUGAAUUAACAUUUGAAUAAUACAUUAUGAAUUAUAAAUCAAUCAGCAGUGCAAUUAUUGUUACUUAAGGAGACAUUCUAAAUGAUAGCAUAAGUACAAAAAACCUUACCUCUCAAUAGAUUCUCAAAACGAACAACUCCUCACCCAAAUAAAGGAGUAUUUGAAUUACCAUUCACUUGAGAUUGAGACUUCAUUGAAUUACAUGAAUGAUUAUAAAUAAGUAUCUCUAUGGAUAAUAAUACAUUUAGAAUCUUAUGCAUUUAGCAGUAGUUUAUGAUGAAAUUGGAAUUUUAGAUUAUCUAUUAAAUCAUCAUUUAGAUUUGGCUAAUUAAAUAGAUCUUAAAGGACAUACACCAUUAAGUCUAGCAAUUGAAAAGAAAUAUUAUCGUUUGGUUUCUUUGAUAUUGUAAUUCAAUAUAAAUGUGAAUUUAGGAGGUGGAUUAUAAUCAUCAAAUUUACACAUAGCAGCAUAACAAUGUUAAGUUGAAUUACUUAAGGAUUUGAUAGAUUUAGGAGCAAAUCCUGCAUAAUAUGAUAUUUUUAAAGAUACUCCAUUACAUAUAGUAAGUUCUUAUAGUGAUCAUAAAAGAGUUAAAUAAUUUUAUUAAGUUAUUUUAUAAUAGCCAUUUGAUGUAAAUCAUUAAAAUUUAAAAGGAUAAACUUGUUUAGAAAUUUUAAUAGAAAAAAACAAUUUUUUUACAUUAUAAUUUUGUAGUGAAUGGAAUACAACAUAGAUGAGAUAAUUUAAUGAUGAAAAUCUAUUUAAUUUUUGCAGUAUAAAUCCUCAUACAAAAUUAUCUUUAUUGGAUAAAUCAAUAUUAACCAAAAGUUUUAUGAUACAAUAAUUUUUAAUUGAUUUUUAACUUGUUCCUAUUACUUAUUAAACAUUAAUGCUUUGUUUUUUACCUAAAAUUCGUAAUGUUUUCUUAUAUAAAAUAUUAAAGAAAUAAUAAUUAAUAUAAAUUAGAAAUUCACUUAUCCUUUAAAAUAGUAAUUUGAAUGAAGAAGUUGAUAGUAUUCCAAAUGUAUCUCCUCCUGUAAAAGCAAUUGAAAAAUUUAAUUUGAGUGAUGAAAAUAGCUCUUUUGAUGAUGAUUAAAUGAGUAAUAUUAGUGAUAAUGCACCUGGUUAAGUAUCAGAAAAUUUAAAGUAAUUAAAUAGUUGGAUUCCUAAAUUUUAAACUAUAAGAAAUGGAAAUGUUAAUCUUAAAAAAUCAUUUUAUGAUAUCUUAUCUAAUCUAACUGAAUGCAUACCAGAUGAUGAAAUAUCAUUGAUUCAUUUCAAUAAAGAUAUUAUAAAUAAUGGAAGUAAAUUAGUUACUAAAAAAAAUAUGGAUUAAAUUUAUACAUCAAGAUUAGAACACAAAUUAAGUAGAGGAAAUAAAUAAAAUUUAAAAUAACAUAAUUAUUCUCCCAAUAAUAUUCGAAUGAUAGAAAAUAGAAAUUCAAUAUUUAAAUAUGAUAAUUAUCAUUAAAAAAGAUAAUUAGCAAUUUUGUAAAAGUAAAUGCGUUAAAUUAUAAUUAAUCUCCAAAAUCAUUUAAGAGAAUCUAAUUAAUAAAAUGAAGAAAUUAUAGGUUAGUAUUUUAGAACUUAAUUUUAAAUCUUAGAUUAGUUCUUGACUUCCAAAAUAGGAAAAGAAUUAAUCACUAUUGAUAAACCUCUCCAAACUGAAAUAAGAACAUUAAGAACAUUAAUUGAAUAAGAUAGAUUCAAACCAAAAACUAUUAAUCAAGUAAUUGAUUUGUUUGAUUUAUUAAAAUGA
Paramecium pentaurelia is the source of this 2379-nucleotide messenger RNA. The record is from the annotation of a GenBank genome assembly. NCBI's taxonomy places the organism in Eukaryota, Ciliophora, Oligohymenophorea, Peniculida, Parameciidae.